AUAAUCAAGCGCCAAAGCGAAGUGAGGCUCUCCCUCGAUUUUGAGAAUCCAGUCAACUAGGACAGCUUAUAAAGAAGCCUCGAUCCAAGUUGGCAAGCAAAAACCAUCCAUCUUCCCUUCAAAAACCAAAAAAAAAACCAAACAGAUUACAGAUUGUAAACUCUAAAACAAUAGAACGAUGCGGACUACAACGAACCCAGACGAGCUUCCCAAGGCAUCCCAUCCGCCCUCCACGAGCACCAUCGCCAUCAACGGACUAGCCCCACCCGAGUUCCCAUUCAAGAGACUCGGCUCACUCCCCAGCCUAUCCUAUGCGCUCGAAAACCUGAUCAUCUCCAUCGGCACCAUCAUCACUGCAUUUCUCGACUGCAUCCUCACGCUGUAUGUCUGGAUCCCACUAGGCCUGGCUCGGAGUCUGCUCCAGAACCUCAUCCAGCCAUUCCUUCGAGCGAUCAGCUCCCAACAACAACAGCCACAUGACUCCUCAUCAUCUGACCAACACCAUCAUCCGACAUUAAGUGCUAGUAGCUCUAAUCCAAGGGUGAUCAUUCUCUCGGGCGCAAGCUCAGGCAUCGGGGCCAGUCUAGUACAGACCUAUGCCGGCCCAAACACCAUCCUCGUCUUGUUGGCCAGGAACCCGGCCAGACUCAACCAGAUCGCAAAAGUCGCCAGGAAUGCCGGAUGCAGGGCAGUCGAAACUCACUCCAUCGAUUACUCCCACGACGACGCCGAGCAGGCUAUCAAGCUCGUCAUCACCAACGCCCAUCAGAAGUACGGCUCAAUCGACCUCCUCCUCAGCGUCACUGGCACCGUCACCUUCACCGACGACGAUCCUCUUGGGCCUCAACAAUGGGGCGAAAACACUGUGAAAAGAUUAAACAAAAUCAACGUCACUUCUACUUAUACGUUCAUCAUGACCGCUUGGGAGUUGAUGAAGAAACAACGAUCUGGAAAUAUAUGCAUCCUCUCGUCAUCGGUUGCGUUUCAGGGGCCGCCGCAAUUUGCGGUGUAUGCGGCGACGAAAGCGAACCUGCUCUCGUUUUCGCAAUCCUUGCGAGCUUUAUCGAGGCCCUAUGGGAUCCGAGUCAGCUGCAUCUGUCCGGGCUUUAUCGAGUCGGGGAUGACGGGGGACAUGCUAGCGGCCGGCUCAUCGAUGCCCAGCUUCGGCCUCGCCGACCCCUCUCAAAUGGCCCAGCGCAUCAAACUCGCCGUCGAUCAGGAUCAGCCCGGCGUCAUCUGGCCCAUCUCUCACGUCCUUCCCCUCGUCAUGGCUAGUCGCCUCAAUUGGCUUAAUGCUGAACUCGCGAGAUGGGUCGCUAGUAAAAUCGGUGUCACCGGUCAAAUGGUCUCCUGAAUUCUCUUCCAAAAGUUCUUUCAAUCAGUCGCUUUUGAUUGAUGUCUUCCCUUAUAUAACUGUAUCCUCAAUAACUCUUCUCUAUUGCUUUUCUCUAAAGUCUCUUCAAUCAAAUUAAACUCCAGUAAACUCUCAUGUUCUUACAAUCACAUAUUUUAUUGACUCACAUAUAAAAGCUGCCCUCUUACAACUGAUUCCAUUUUCAUUCAACAAACACUAGAUCU
Messenger RNA from Puccinia graminis f. sp. tritici CRL 75-36-700-3, 1578 nucleotides. RefSeq lists its product as uncharacterized. The transcript has 3 exons. NCBI's taxonomy places the organism in Eukaryota, Fungi, Basidiomycota, Pucciniomycetes, Pucciniales, Pucciniaceae. Bases 179 to 1354 code for a protein of 391 amino acids. The record is from RefSeq and is a predicted model, not a curated record.